Elaeis guineensis (African oil palm) is the source of this 689-nucleotide messenger RNA. Lineage: Eukaryota; Viridiplantae; Streptophyta; Magnoliopsida; Arecales; Arecaceae. The record is from RefSeq and is a predicted model, not a curated record.
AUGUUCCUCCUCUUCCAGACCCCCAAUCGGCCCUCUUUUUCUCUCCCUCUCCCUCUUUGCAUCCCUUCUCGGCUCUCCACUCCUCCCUUCUCCUCCCUCUUGUAUUGUCUGGGCUCUUCGACUGGUAUCUCUUUCUCUAUUUUCUUUCCCCGCAGUUUGGCCCUGUUUUAUUGCCAGCUUUGGAGAGGAGCUGGCUGUCAGGGAGGAAGGAAGGAAGAUAGGUUGGAAUUUGCGAGAGCAAAGCGGAAGGCUGGUAUAUGGAUAUUCCCAUGAUCGAAUUGGGCAGCAGCAGCUGCGGCGAGGAAUUGGUUCCCCCAUGGCUGAAGCCCAUGCUGAGGACGAGCUUCUUCGUCCCUUGCGAAGUCCAUGCCGACUCCCACAAGAGCGAGUGCAACAUGUACUGCUUGGACUGCGUCGGUCACGCGCUCUGUUCUUAUUGCCUGGGGGACCAUAAGAAUCACCGUCUUGUUCAGAUACGGAGGUCGUCGUACCACAACGUGAUCAGGGUGUCGGAGGUGUCCAAGUUCAUAGACAUCUCGUGCAUCCAGACGUAUGUGAUAAACAGCGCCAAGAUUGUGUUUUUGAACGGGAGGCCGCAGCCGAGGCACGGGAAGGGCGUCACCAACACCUGUGAGAUCUGCUGCCGGAGCCUCCUGGAUAACUUCCGCUUCUGUUCCCUUGGAUGCAAG